Molecule: messenger RNA, 16129 nt
Organism: Pocillopora verrucosa
Lineage: Eukaryota; Metazoa; Cnidaria; Anthozoa; Scleractinia; Pocilloporidae
Cellular component (GO): extracellular region
Molecular function (GO): serine-type endopeptidase inhibitor activity; chitin binding; protein binding
Source: RefSeq, a predicted model, not a curated record
AUGCGAGGGAAUAAUGGGACAAUAGCAACUAGCAAACCAAUUCUACCUCCUCUGCCACCGUGUGUACCUUGUGUUAUUCCUCCAAACUGUCCAAUCCCGCAGCCGUGUCCAGCACAGUGUCCGGCGCCCUGCCCUCCUAAACCACCAACCACUGCUUCGACAACAACAAAAACAACACCAACCACCCCUUCCUCACCAAAAAUAGUAACGUCUCCCCGUGGUACAUCAAAGCCUCCAACUACAAGGAAGCCAGGACCUGUGCUCCCUUUAACCACCACACCCAAACCAAAAGUGAUCAUAACAGCAAAACCAGUCACCACCCCAAAACCUCCUCCUGUUUUUACAACUCCAAAGACUCCUGUAAAUGGUAACUAUACUUCCUGGAGUAUAUGGAAAGAAUGUUCUGCCACUUGUGGUGGUGGUAUUCAGGAGAGAUCACGAACAUGUACAAACCCAAAACCUCAGAAUGGUGGACAGGACUGUGCUGCUUUAGGACCAGCAGCAGAGACUCGCAGCUGUAACUCACAACCUUGCCCAAUUGAUGGUGGCUUCAAUAACUGGGGGGUCUUCAGCCCUUGCAGUACAACUUGUGGGGGUGGAGUCCAGACUAGGACCAGGUUAUGUAACAACCCUACACCACAGUACAAUGGCCAAGACUGCAUAGGGCCAGCCAAUGAAACAAGGGCCUGCAAUACAUUUUACUGUCCAAUUGAUGGUAAUUACAGUGAAUGGUCAGAAUUCAUGCAGUGCAGUGUAACAUGCGGUAAAGGAGUGCAGACUCGUUCCAGAAGCUGUACUAAUCCACCUCCUUUACACGGAGGAAAGAACUGCUCUGUAUUUGGUCCUGCAGUGGAAUCUAAAGAGUGCAACUCUAAACCAUGUCCAAUUGAUGGGGGUUACUCUCCAUUUACAAAUUGGUCUGACUGUACAGAGACCUGUGGUGGAGGAGAACAGACACGGACUCGCACUUGCACUAAUCCUGAACCACAGCUGGGUGGUAAAGACUGCUCUAGUUUUGGACCAGACUUUGAAAAAAGAAAAUGUAACACACAGAAAUGCCCAGUCGAUGGUGGAUUUACCAUAUUCUCUAACUACUCAGCCUGCAGUAAGACUUGUGGUGGAGGAGUUCAGUCACGUACACGAUCUUGUGCUAAUCCGCUGCCACAGUUUGGUGGAAAGAAUUGUUCUGGAGGUUAUGAGGAAACCAGGCAAUGUAACACACAGCCAUGUCCAAUUGAUGGAGGUUUUAGUGACUGGGGUAAUUAUUCUAUAUGCUCCUCUUCUUGUGGGGGAGGAAAUCAGAUGCGCAGUAGAACCUGUACAAAUCCAGUGCCGCAAAAUGGAGGCAAGCCUUGUAAUGGUCCAACAUCCGAGUCUAAAGAAUGCAACACCCAGCCCUGUCCGGUUGACGGUGGGUACACCCCAUGGGGUCACUAUUCACCAUGUAGUGCCACCUGUGGUGGAGGUAUGCAGCAGAAAACAAGAUCAUGCACUGCUCCUGCCCCAGCAAACGGUGGCAGAGACUGCAGCAUACUUGGACCAAGCUCAGAAUCGAGGAACUGCAGUACUACGCCAUGUCCGAUAAAUGGUGGAUACACAGAGUGGACUGCAUGGACAACCUGCAGUGUUACCUGUGGAGGAGGAAUUGUGAAAAGAACAAGAAACUGCACCAACCCAGCGCCACAGUAUGGUGGUAAGGACUGCUCAGUGGACGGACCAGAAAUUAUGACGCAGCCCUGCAACCCGCAGAAAUGUCCUGUGGAUGGUGCCUAUUCUCCCUGGAGUGACUGGACACCAUGUACGGUGACAUGUGGCGGUGGUGAGUCGCUGAGGUCGCGCCAGUGCAGCAAUCCUUCCCCUGAGUUUGGGGGCAGAGAUUGUUCUUCGUUGGGAUCAUCUACUGAAACAAUAAAAUGCAAGAUUGAUCCAUGUCCAGUUAAUGGAGGCUACUCGCCGUGGGAACAGUGGACAGCGUGCAGCGUAACCUGCGGCAAUGGACAGCAAAGUAGGAUUCGGACGUGCAACAACCCUGAGCCAAGUUAUGGUGGAGCUGACUGUGCGGCUAUAGGUGAACCCACCGAGACUAAGCAAUGCUAUAUUCAAGUGUGUCCUCCUGGCCCUCCAGAGACCGGUUGGUCAGAAUGCUCCAAAACAUGUGGUGGUGGUGAAAAGUUCAAAAUGGUAAAUGUUGGAGGACAGAUGACGAAAAAAGUGAUGCCUUGCAACACUCUUCCUUGCCCAGUAAAUGGUGGUUUUACUUCAUGGACAAACUGGACUGAGUGCUCUGAAUCUUGCGGUGGAGGAGUAACAUCAAGGACACGUAGCUGCACAAACCCCAUGCCAAUGUACGGAGGCAAAUCCUGCUCUGAAAAACCUGUGGAAACUAAAGAAUGUAAUGCAGAACCCUGCCCUGAACCAAAGAUCCCUAUUCGUUCCUGUCGGGAGUUUUUUGAACGCUGCCACAGUAAAACUGAUGGUAUAUACACAAUCUACCUACAAAAACCAAACUCUGCUGAAACAGCCAAUGUGUUCUGUGAUAUGACACAUGACAAUGGUGGAUGGACUCUUUUGGUAACAAGUGCGACCAACAAGGGUUGGACCAAAGACAGUGUAAAAAGCAGGAAUAUCGCAGAGCCGUCUAUUACCAAAGAUUAUUCUGCGCUAGAUGAGGGUGAUACAAUCAAGUCAAUCGCUGUUAGUCCGUACUUCCUUUAUCGACUGGAGGCGCGAGAGAGAGGCAGCAAUGGCGGCAUUUUUGUGGCUCCUCAGAAUUACAGCUUCACGACUACGAAGUGUUCACUUAAUGGGGUACAGUUACUGAAGAAGUUUGGAACCUGGUCAGAGGACCAAACAGGAAUUGGCAAGCGUAUGCCGUACGUUACUGUUGGUGAUGAUAAGUCGCUUUUGACGACAUCUGAUUGCGAAAGUCCAACCAAGUAUGGAACAAUUGUGUCCAAAACUGCCGACAAUCAACCAGCUCAGUGGAUCAGUGGGGACUCAGAGAAUCCAGGGAUUAUUUGGUACUGGGUAAAGGAGUCUUCCACUAUGCUGAAAGCGCCUGAAGGGGGUAAACCAGAUCCUAUGUGUCCCUUUCCAGUUCCUGGUGGAUACGAUGAAUGGACUCAGUGGUCCUCCUGUCCAGUCACCUGUGGGGGUGGUACUCAAGUCAGGACUAGAAAUUGCACCAAUCCUGUACCACUGAAUGGGGGAACCGACUGUUCCUCCUUAGGGGGCAACAUGGAAACCCGCAACUGUAACCCUGCUGCCUGCCCAGGGGUCAAAGUGGAUGGUGGCUACACUCCUUGGAGCCAGUGGACAGAAUGUACAGCGACUUGUGGCGGAGGAACACGCAUGCGCACUCGGUCCUGCACGAAUCCUCCACCUCAGAACGGAGGAAAGACAUGUCUGGAUCAGGGUCUGGGACCAGAAUUAGAAACACAAGUGUGCAAUGUACAGCCAUGCCCUAGUGUUUGUAACCCACCUUGUCAAAAUGGCGGAACAUGCGUCAAUGCCAAAUGUCAGUGUGGUCAGGGACUAUAUGGAGGAAACUACUGUCAGACACCAAUUUGUAAGAUCCCUUGUCAAAAUGGAGGGACGUGCAGUAAACCGAAUCAGUGUACUUGCCCGACUGGAUAUGGAAGUAAAACUUGCAACAAGCCUGUUUGUCAGCGAGUUUGUCAGAACGGUGGAAAAUGCGUCGCCCCAAACACUUGUCAGUGUCAACCAGGCUACUCCGGCCAGUGGUGUCAUAUCUCAACUUGCCAGCCAGAUUGUCUGAAUGGGGGAAUUUGUGUGAACAACAAAUGCAAGUGCUCACCCGGAUAUUCAGGUCCUAACUGUAACAUAGUCUCUCCAUGUGCCAUUGGUAAACCGGAAGGACCUUGUCAAGUUGACAUCCAACAAGAAGUGGGUAAAGCGUCUGUUAAUGAACAAAGCUCUCCUUGUAUCAGCUUCUUGAAGGAAGUACUGGCUCACUGUAGCUACAGAAAUAUGUCGCAUUUUUAUUCGAAAAAGAACUGCGAGCAAAUAUGCGAUCCCUCAGAAACAGACAUAUGUCAGAGAGUUUGGAACUCAGACAAAUGCGUUAAUGCAGAGCUGCGAUACUAUUUCGAUUCGGCCACCGACAAGUGUAAACCAUUCAAGUUUGGACUGUGUCUUGGAAAUGAGAACAUGUACCCCACAGAGGCAGCUUGUAAAGCUAAGUGUUCAGGACCAAAACCAACGAUUGUUACUCCGACGGGGCCGGGUCCUAAAGAGCCCCCUAUACCUGCAAGUUAUUACUGGUAUUUCCUGGCCUUGGAAAAGAAUAAGAUUUUUGGCGUCCCUCCAUUGUAUAUCAGUGGACAAGUCAGUCUUCUCAACAUGGGUUUCAGAAUCUUUAACAGAACGUGGCUAGCUACAACGAUUUCCUCGCAAGACUGUCUUCUAAAUCCAGACAGCUGCGAGAAGGGUUUCACUAUUGGUAUAAAGCUUAGGUUAGACUUAUCCGUAAAGUCUUGUAAGCAGCAGCCCAGGUACAUCAUCGAUACUGGUCCAAGUGUGAAAGCGCGUGGUGUAUCACUUUACGCUGUGGGAGACACGCUAGUUGCGCGAGUGGUCUCGUCAACGAAAACUUGGGAGGUCAAAACGCCAGCAGCUUUUGAUUUCUGGUGCUACAUCAUCAUAACUUGGCAUCCCGAAAAGGGACUGCAGUUUUACGGGAACAGUAAUCUGAAGACCAGCCUUCAUGCUGGUGAGGCUAACUCAGCCCCACCGCCUGUGUACAAUGGUAAACUCAACUUCGUCGUUGGACGUGGACUGAAUCAGAAGCCUGAACAGAUGUGUGGCGUAUUGUACAUGUCGUCCACAGCUGUGUUUAAGCAAUACGUCAACCAGGAAUGGGUGAAAAAGAUUUUCGCGUUCUUCUGGAAAAACAUUGUGUCCAAGCAACCGCUCGUUGACUAUUACAUUAAGAUGAAGAUCUCGAAUCUGUCUGGGAAGAAAGUUCUUCUCAUUCCUGGUGAUAACGACCCUGCAAGUGGCAUGCCAAUCAAUGCCAAUGUUAUUGCCAUGAUAUCCAAAGACGUUCCUGUGGUAGAACCGAACGUGCCAGCCGUGCAAUUUGCUGUCGUAGAUGAAGCCAGUAGACGGCAGUUCUUGUUGAUAAAUGGUAGCCAACUUAUAACCCUGAGGCCUGUUAAAAACAAGAAUGUGGUGCCGAUAAAUUUGGUUAUUGGAAAUCCAAUUGCCAACAAGUGGUAUUACAUAAUACUUCGAAUCACAAACAGAAACGAUUUUGACAUCGUACUCAUACCAUCAGACAACGAUCCCCCUGGCGGUUUUGUUGUCCUGAAAAAGAAAAUCGUUGUGAUCAAGAAGAAAAUUAAAUCGCCACUGCCUAUAACCUUUGAAGCGUCCCUAAAGACAGAUUUGAAAAAGAAGUUGUUCAUCAACUACAAAUCAAGUCUAGUACUUAAACCCCUACCUAACGAAGGAGCUCCUAUCACUAUUACGGUGACAUCCAAUGCUUCUCCAGUUGUAGUUUACUUCAUCCGCGUUCGUUUUGCAAACUACGGAACGCAGAGUGUUAACAUCACAACAAGCGACAAGGAACCGUCUAAAGGAUUUACCAUUAAGGCGAAAACUAUCGUCCAGAUAACCAAGAAUGUCACACACAAGUCUCCCAUCACAUUCUGGGCUAAGGCUACGGAUCAUUCUUGUGUUCUCAACAAUCAGCCCAGCUUGAUCAUUAUUCCUCAAGAAAAACCCGGCCCUUGGCAAGUUGUGAACAUAACAGACAAAUAUGUUCCUCCAAUAUUCCCGCCGCCUCAGCAGUUUUCAAUACUACUUCAAGUAACAAACAAUGCUGGAAGCCAAGUGACACUUGUAUCAAACGACGCCAAACCCUUGAACGGUGACGAUCUUCAGCCAAACAGUAUGUUAACAGUCAGCAAACUGACCACGCACAUGAAACCUAUAAAAUUCUAUGCUGUGGACUCUGCAACGGAGAAACGUUUGUUGAUAAACGGAAUGGAAAGUGUUAGUGUGUCUCCGAGCACCAAACAGAUUGUGAUGCCUCUGGUUAUAUCAGAUGGUAUGGGUGAAAAACCAGUAAUGCCUGCUCUGUCCCCCAGUCAGUACUGGUCAUUCUUUGUCAUAUCAAACGGACUUAUUCCUGGAAAGGCAGCUCUCCAGGUACACGGCAAUUCUCGGAGUGUUGAGGGGGGUCUCCUCUUGGAUGGCGCUUCAGGGUAUCUCAGCUCUCAUUUGAGUGGCCAGGAUCCGUUGGUAAAUCCUGGUGAUUUCUUGGACGGUUUUUCUUUUGGUUUGAAGCUGAAAUUCCCUGCGGCGGUACUGAACUAUGACAACCCCAGGUAUAUACUGGACACUGGGGAGAAGAGCGUCAAUUCGCCAGGAGUUUCGCUGUAUUUGUUGAAUAAAAAAUUGGUUAUGGAAAUUGCAACUUAUGACACUCGAUGGAAGGCUGAAACGGACGCGAUUACAGACCAGUGGUUCUAUCUUAUCACAACAUGGCGGAUGAAAUCUGGCCUUAGAAUGUACAUAAACGGCAAGAAAGAGGCGCGGGACAAGGGAGGGGUUGGUGUUCAGAACAUGAAGGACUGGAAGCAGCACGAUAACUUCUGUGUUGGACGUAACGUUGGAGGGAAUGGAGUGUCCUUUACAAAUUUCUAUAUCGCAUCCUUUGUGGUCUUCAAGAACCACUUGAAGGCUCAAACGGCGUAUUCUGUGUAUAAGUACUACAAUAACGAUGUCGCCGUCCAACCUGCUAAGUUGUACUACGUAACUCUUCUUGUAAAUAACACUGAAGCAGAAGAUGUUCUACUCGCUGCAAGCGAUAGUCAACCGGCCAGCGGCUUCGCUCUGAAGGGUCAAACGUGCAACAUGUUUGUAAAAAAGCUUAAGAGUCCAUCCCCAGUGAAAUUCCGUGUGUGGGGCGUGUCCACUGACAAGCCUUUCCUGUUGAAUGGAGAGAGAGAAAUCACCAUAGUGCCCAGUGAUUUCGAACAGGACGCCACUGACGUCUCGAUCAGGCUGGUGAAACCUGGUGAUGACUUGUCUCCGCCCCCAAGAUUCCACAUGUCGUUCCUUGUGGAAAACCAGGCAGGCGUGACCAUGAGAAUACUUACAAGUGACAAUGACCCCCCUGAUGGCUUUAAACUAGAACCGGAACACACAAGUAUCAUCACUAAAGAAGUCAGCAACCCGAGUGACAUGUCCCUGCAUGCUGUGAUACCCGGCGAGGAGAAGACACUUCUUGUAAAUGGCCAACCGAGAAUAAUAGUCUCACCCUCCAAAGCAACUGGAGAUCCCAUAUUGUUAAGAAUAACUGGCAGAAAAGGUGACGCCGCCCCAGACGGUGGUAUUGUGGUUAAUACUCCUCCGGUUCCAAAUAUCUACUUUUGGAGGCUGAAGUCAAUUUCGCCACAAGGCUUCAUAGAAGGCAACCCAGCGUUCAGAGUACACGGCACUGUCCAACCAAGCGAUGGUGGGGUGGCAUUUGACGGGCAGUCCGGUUUUCUUACGACGGACAUGGCGAGUACUGACUGUGUCAUGGAUCCUGCACUCUGCAUGAAAGGGCUUUCGAUUGGUAUGAAUCUGAAAUUCGACCAAUCAAUUAAGGACUAUAAGGAGCCUCGAUAUUUGAUUGACACUGGCGCUCAAAGCUCCCAGACCCGCGGUGUGUCCAUGUAUGUCAAAGAUGGGAAGAUAUAUUUCAAAUUGGCGAUUUCUCAGAAAGUUUGGGAGGUGUCAGCUCCGUUAGAAUUUGACAAAUGGUUCUACCUGACUAGCACAUGGAGCGAAGUUGACGGUUUGUCGUUAUAUCAAAAUGAAGUUCUUAAAGCAACAGACGCACAAGGCAAACAAGAGCCGGCGAGACCAACUAACGCUGCACAAACAAACUUCUGUGUUGGCGGGAGAGUACCCAAUGUGUUUGGAUCAGAUUUUGCCAAAUUUUCUAUGAAAUCUCUGGCUGUGUUUGAUGAGUGCAUCCCGGCACCUCACACAGGCAGUGUCGCUUCUUUCUACAAAGAUUAUGACGGUUCAGGAGCUCCAGCCAAAUUUUACAUCGUCCUGGAAGUAACAAACCUUUCGAAAAAGAAUUUAACGCUGUUUUCGUCAGAUCAUUAUCCGUCCCAGGGCUUCACUAUUAACGCCGGGGUGGUAGCGAAGAUUAAAAAAGCCGUAUCCAGGCCCUCGGCGGUAAUUUUCACUGCGCAAGAUGAUGGGAGUAAAGAAGCAUUAUACUUGAACGGUUUAAAGGAAAUUUCUGCGACGCCAACCAAGUCGCCUUUGCAAGAUGUGAAAGUGACCAUAACUGGAGAAGGACAGCCUUUUACGGAACCAGUAAUCAAUGCUGGUGGAGCUAUGGAAGAGUCCAGCGUUUCAGCACCUCCAGUUAACCCUUCUCACUCCUGGAUAAUCGCAUCAAUGAAUGAUAAACAAGUACCUGGCAACCCACCACUGUCGAUUGUGGGAGGGUUGGAAGCAGUACCGGGUGGGGCUCGUUUCGAUGGUAUUCAGAGCUGCUUGAGUGGACAGCUUCCCAGCACAGCAUGUGUCAUUGAUCCAGACAUGUGUGUUGAUGGCUUUGCUGUUGGCGCUAAGCUGAAAUUCAGUGACAUGUCGUUGACAUCAAACGCGCCACAGUACGUCGUUGAUACUGGUGCAAGCAACGGUAACAAGGGAGUUGGCAUGUUUCUGCAGCUGAAUGCGCUCUAUUUCAAGAUUGUUACAUCAAAUGCGGUUUAUCAGGCCUCCAUCCCCGUUUACGCAAACAAAUGGUUCUACAUCAUGGGCGCCUUCAGUAGGAAAUCUGGUCUUCAAGUCUACUCCGAUGGUGAGCUGGCGGAUGGAGAUUUAUUGGGCACCAGCGGAGAUCACGAGACUUCUGCAAAACCUCAAAACUUCUUUGUAGGCAGCAGUGUCAAUCAGGGCGCACAGGCCAAGUUUCAAUUGGGUUCAAUCUCUACUUUCAAAGGACAGCUGUCACCGAAAACGAUUUCUCACAUUUACAGUUACUUCUGGAGACAAGGAUCUGAAGGAGAAGGAGAGAAAUAUUUCAUGUCACUGAGAGUGACCAACAACAUUGGGCAAGACGCGCUAAUUUUCUCCAACGACAACCAAGCACCGAACGGCAUGCUAGUGAAAAAAGGUUCCACCUUGACGAUUGAGAAAACAAUGGUUUCCAAACGUCCCGUCUUCUUCACAGCCAUCGACGGCAAUACACUGGCGAGAUUUUUCCUUAACAACGUGGCACGGCUGAAAGUAAACCCUUUGCAUUCACAAGAAGACGUCAUGGAUGUCACUCUCUCACCGUCAGGAGUUAAUAACGACGAAGCUGCCAGAAUUAUUCCUUCUGCUGUUAUUCCAGCCAGUCCAGUCAGUCCGUUUCACUCCUGGUCUUUCAUCUUCAAAACUCACGAGAAAAUAGUAGGAUCACCGCCUCUCAAUUUAUUUGGCGACACACCCAUUCAAGGUAGUGGAAUGUCAUUUGACGGACUGGGUACCUACGCUACCACCUCCCUACCAAAAAGUGACUGCUUACAAGACCCGGGACGGUGUGUGAACGGCUUCUCUAUGGGUGCUAAGCUGAAGUUUGAUGAAGAAGAUAUGUCGUACUCUACACCCAAGUACAUUAUUGAUAGUGGAGCCCGCAGUCUAACCACACGUGGGGUGUCGGCGUACAUCGUAAAUGGCAAUCUUUUCUUUGAACUUGCCACAGCCAAAAAGGCUUGGAAGGUGCAAACUAAAAUUUCCCCCGAUGUGUGGUGUUACGCUAGUAUGACUUGGAAGAAUGAUGUUGGCCUCAAGCUGUACCUUGAUGGUUCUGAAGUGGUAUCUGAUUCUACCGGCAAAGACCUUGACCUUCAACUUAACACGAACAAACCAAAUUUGUGCUUUGGACGGGACGUACAAGGCCAAGGCCAUUUUGCUAAGUUUGCUAUUGGAACAUUCUCAUCAUUCAACACAUAUUUGUCGCCGCCAAUGAUGCGUAAUGUGUACACCUUCUACUUUAGGAGUGGCAUGUUUGAUGCAUCUGCUUCGAACACAAUUAAACUGCAAGUAAAAAAUACAUUUGACCAAGAUGUGCAACUCAUGUCAAGCGACAAAGAGCCAUCUCAAGGUGUUCAGAUUCUUAAAAAGUACACAAUGGAUGUUCGCAAAGAAGUGUCUCUUGGUCAACCGGUCACUUUCAGCGCUAAGGCCGGAGCUGUUAGUCUGUUGUUGAACAAUCAGGACCAAGUCACAGUCUCCCCGGAACUGACUCGUAAAGGCUCGUUCGUGUUGGUUAUCUCCAAGGAGAAGAUAAACGGUGAAGGGGGAGGAACUUCAGCCGUUGGUACGUAUUAUAUUUCAAUGAAGAUAAUGAACAAGUCAGGUAAAAAUGUGGUGAUCAUGCCAAGUGACAAUAAUCCCCCUCAAGGAUUCCCUGUCAAAAAAGGCUUCAUGGUGUCUUUUACUAAGCCAACCACCGGAAAUUCGGCCAUCACGUUCAAGGUCAUGGAUCAGACUUUAACCCAGCUGAUGAAGAUUAAUGGCAAGGAUAAGGUUGAACUUAUCCCAACUGAAGUUAAAAGUGCACCGAAGACAUUCGAGAUUCUGGCACCAGGGAUGUCGCAAGGAGGACAGCAGUAUUACUUAAGUGUUCGCUUUAAGAACAAGGCUGGACAAGACGUGAUAGUCAAACCAAGCGACAAUAACCCCGCCCAGGGAUGGAAAGUAAAAAAGAACUUCAUGAUGGAUAUCACGAAAGGUACCGUGUCUGCUCAGCCUGUGACACUAGUGGCUACAUCAGCUGACGGCAAAACACCGCUGGCCAUAAACGGUCAUAUGGAGGAGGCUCUAACGCCGCAGCUUACGAAGGAUAAGAAGACAGAGUUAGUUCUUGGAACCCAGGUUACGGGAAAGAAGAAAUCAGGAGUGCCCGUAGCCAGACAGCACAUCGCUGAAAAACCGUCGCUUUACUAUGUGACAUUGAAAGUCAAGAACCGUGCAGGCAAAAAGUCCAUCAUAGCACCAAGCUAUAAGGGUCUGAAUGAGGGUUUCCACAUUAACAGUGACUCCAUUAUGAAGAUCACGCGCGAGUUCCAGAGCGCAGAGCCCUUACUCUUAAAAGCCUUUGAUCCUGAUUCUCGUUUACCAAUGAUGAUUAACAAUCGUAAGAGCAUUAUCGUGAAACCCGCCAAGAUUAAAGAAAAAGUUACUGAUAUCGUCAUAUCUCCUCUGAAAGGAGGACCCAUGGGCCCUGAAGAGCGAUACAUUACACUGCUCCUCCAUAAUAAGGUUGGUCGUGAAAUUAGGGUGACACCGUCGAGAGGCCGAAAAGGAGGGUAUGUUGUCGCCAAGAAUGGAUACCUCAAGGUGUCUAUGAUUUUUCCCAAGAGCGGAGUUCUCUCUGAACCCGUCACAUUUGAAGCAAAGGAUCUGGAAACUCUGAGUGACCUAGAAAUUGAUGGUGAUGUGAAAACGGUUUCAAUUGCACCUGGAGAGUUCCCGGAUGAGGUGAUUAAUAUGACCAUCACCGCACCAGCGCCUAAAAUCAAGCCAGUCCAUUCCUGGUCGACGUUGUCAUUUGAAGACAGCCAUAUUCCGGUGGGACACACUCCUCCGGCUGACAAACUCUCUAGCAGCAGCAUUAUCUUUCAUGCGCUUCAUUCAACGUCCCAGGACAUUCCUGGCAACCCCGACUUGAGGACACAUGGAGACAUGAAACUGGUCGACGGGGGUUUGUCGUUUGACGGACAGGACUCACAUGCUGUAGCACAGGUCCCUGCCGAUGAUUGUGUGGUCAACACAGAGAAGUGCGCAGAUGGGCUUACAUUUAGUACAAAACUUAGGUUUGAGAAGGAAGACAGGGAUGAGGAGCUGCGAUACAUUGUGGACACCGGUGCUCACAACCGGCGCAUGCGUGGCUUUUCCAUGUUUACUCGAGGACCCAGAUUGUUUGCUUUGGUGAGGAAUGCUGAUAGAGAAUGGAUGGUCGAAAGCCCGAAACUUAUGCAUAAAUGGGUGUACGUUAUGGUUACUUGGAGUAAGGAAGACGGAAUGAAAAUGUAUUACAACGCAGACCUCCGCGUUCACAAUGUCACAGGGAAACCAGUGCCCCUGACCUCAGUCACUUCAUACAAGGACAACUUUGUGAUUGGACGAGAGGUUGGAAAUAACGGUCCUUUCCACCCUUCAGCAUUUGAUAUGGCUUCUUUCACAACAUUUGCUGGACGUUUAGCGCAAGAUGAUGUCAACGCUGCUUACAUAUUCUUUUGGAGUGGGUUAUCUGCUAAAAUAUAUUAUGCUUCUUUGUGCGUCACAAAUGAAGUUGGCCGACCUGUUCUUCUGAAGCCAGACAAGGGUAACCCCCAAGGGUUUGAAAUUGCGCCGGACUCCACCCUGGAGGUGACGCUAAUGUCCAUGUCAACAGACGGUGCCCCUAUCAAGCCUGUGUACUUCAUCGCUGAAGACAAACAGACCAACACCCAUCUGAGAAUCAAUGAUUUUGAUAAAGCAUUUCCUGUAACUCCCAGAGAUGGAAGGAAGCCUUGUAAAACGCUGCUUGUAACUGUGGCACCACCAAAAUUGCGCUACAAGAAGAUGUGGCCGCUACACAAAGUAGAGAAUGGUCGACUUGUCGGAGACGAUCCCGUGCCCGAGGCCCACGGAGCUAUAGUUCCCCUGGAGGGGGGGCUGCUGUUGAAUGGCAAUGAUUCCUGGCUGGAUAUGGGCGACUUUGAAGGUGAAUGCCUGAGCAAUCCAGACAAGUGUACCGCUGGUCUGACGUUCGGUGUAAGAAUUAAGCUUGACGACGCAGCCAAAAGUUACAAGGACGAGCCUCACUACAUUGUAGACAGCGGUGGCUCCAACAAGGAGUCACGGGGUUUCACGCUUUUCGUGAAGGACGGCAAACUGUACGCAGUGGUGUCUGUCCCGGAUGAAGUAUGGCGGGUUGAGUCAGACUUUGCCCUCAAUGCAUGGCAGUAUAUUAUGGUGACGUGGGCACGUGAAAACGGCCUUGCAUUGUAUAUCAACGGUACAGAGGUCACCCGAGCGAGAGGCUAUAUGCCCCAAGAGGGGGAACAUGAUAAAGAUUCAUACACCAGGCUUAUCGUGGGGCGCAAUGCGGCAGGAACACCAUACGGUUACACAAGGAUGGUCGCCUCAUCGCUGGCGUUCUUCGAUGCCGAGGUCCCAGCUGAAAGUGCCAAAGAUAUGUUCCUAUACUUCUCAAGCAAUGUCGAAUCGUCGUCUUCAAAUCGUUUCGUCAAAGUUCGUUUUGACAAUAAAGCUGGUACUCAAGUGAAAGUCAUACCAAGCAAAGGACAGAAUAAAAACGAAGGAUACACCGUGCAACCUCACAUGACGUUGGAUUUAAAUUUUGAAGAGAAGGGCCAACAGAAUGAUAUUCCUAUCCAGUUUAGAGUCGAAAAUCCGUGGGCGCCUGGGGACAAGUUACUGGUGAAUGGACAGCAAGGUCUGGUGACAGUGGUGCCCAGUCCUAAUAAGGAUGACAUCAAGCUCGUCACAAUAACUGCAGCUUUCCGUUGUCUUCAGCCUGAGGGACUGUUUAAAGACCCAACCGACAUUACUCACUACAUCCAUUGUCAUAAAGGCGAGCCUCACACCAUGACGUGUCCGGACGAGAUGACCUGGGACGAUGCGCGAAAGUCGUGCUUUGGUAAAGGUCGCGAGUCGACUCUGAACGGGUCUAUAUAUUACUUUUACAUUAAAUUCACGAACAACGCUGGAAAGGAUGCCGAGAUUUUUAUUCCCGGAACGAAGAAGACUAAUGCCAUUCCCUCCGGAAAAUCUCUUUACCUUAAGUUCUCCAAGUACAAAAUGGAGUCUGCUGACUUUGUCGCCCUCUCCCAACCGUUUAAGGAACCACUUCGAUUAAACGACUUACCGAUGAUGAGCAUAAAACCCGAUUUAGACGCCGAUAAAGUCGUUCCCGUCACCAUUACAAAUCCUCCGUAUUACUACACAGUCUCAGUCAAGACUGGAAAUAAAUACAAGGGAGGUACCGAUGGGAAAAUAUUUCUCCGACUUGGCGGCGACAGAGGUUCUACUGACAAGAUUCAGUUGACUUCCAAUGUACCCACGGGAGUAAGGCACUUCAGGACAGGACAGCUUGACACGUUCCGAGUUGCAGCUUCCGAUAUCGGAUUAAUUACAAAAGUGUUUGUGGAGAUGUACAAUACUGGACAAUCGAAGAAGUGGUACCUAGAAAAGAUUUCUGUCAAGGAUAUGAAAGGUAGAAGGUUUGAUUUCCCUGUCAAUGACUGGAUGGAUGCUAAAGAAGGUGUCUUUGCGCAAUCAGAAUUGACCCUCUCCUCCAAUGGUUUCCACGACGAGCCCUUGAAACCAGCUGUUAAGCCACAACCCCUGGGUUUGAAUGACUGCACCGAGCCUUGCCAACAUGGUGGAACUUGUGUAGAGGGACAAUGCAUUUGUCCCUUGAAUUAUGAAGGAGAACACUGUGAGGACGCUGUUUGCUCUGUGACCUGUUUCAAUGGAGGUCAAUGUACAGAUCCCAGCUCCAACAACUGCUCUUGUCCGCAAGGUUACACAGGCUCUCUGUGUCAAUCACCUGUCUGCAACGGCUACUGUUUCAACAACGGCGAAUGCACUGAGCCAGAGAGCUGUACUUGCCCGCCAGGGUACAAUGGUAAAAGAUGUGAAAUAUCUGCAUGCAAGCCAGAUUGUUUGAACGGUGGAACUUGUAACGCCGAUGGAACCUGUGAAUGUGCACCUGGCUACUCAGGUCCAUCUUGUAGAAUCGGGAAUCUUUGUGGACUACCACCAAAUAACGGGCCGUGUUUAUCUGAGAUAAAAGAUGCUCUUUCUUCACCCAAGAAAAACACCCUGACUCAAGCUUGUGUUAAUUAUUUAUCGGACAUACAGAGCAGUUGUUCGCUGGGAAAAGGCUCGUCGAGCUUUGCAGAAUGCGAAAAUAUUUGUGGAGAAGGUGCAGUCAUUUGCACGAGUGUCUGGAGAAGUAAUAAAUGUAGCACGGAAGAACUGAAAUACUAUUUUGACCCCUCUACCAACAUGUGCCAGGCGUUCAAAUACUACAGCUGCGUGGGUAAUGAUAAUAAGUUCGGCAGCUUAAAAGAAUGUCAGGACAGCUGCGCUUCAAGUACAAAACAAAGACGUGAGUUAUCCAACAGAACUCGAACGUCAAGAUCGAAUGGUCAUUUUAGGACGAUAGUAGAAAGACUACACGACAUAGCCAGUCAGUCAGCGAGAUGAAAAUAAAAAAUCACAGCAUGUAAUUAAAAAGAAAAACAUUGAGAUGAACGUCCAGAAUGAACAGAUCGAAAAAUAUUUUGAACAAGCCAUCGAGACCUUUCUGUAAAGGUCUGUUGCUACAGUUGUGAUAUUUCAGUUGAGUGAAGACCGUGAUGCAAACGUAGUUCCUCGUUUUUUGUCGGUCUGACUGACAUUCUCCGUUCUAAGUUACUUCCUUCCUGGUCUCACGUAGAGAAAAGCGAUGAGUUCUUCCUUGAUAUUUAUUUCACCCAUCGUACGAGGCUACAUGAAUACCGAAGCUACGCAGGAACUAUAUAAGGACGGACUUGUUGGUAUUUAUAGACUAAGGGAGUAUAGCACAAUAAUGAAAAACCAUACAGAAUAUUUCCUUUAAUAUGUAGGGCUUCGGUAAUUUUACUCAAUUUACUUUGAAGCGUUUUGAUUUUAGAAAAAAAGUGUGCAAUUUCCAUUUGAAAGCAUUUCCAAGUUGUGUCAAAAUCGAUUAAUUUUGUACUUUAACCAUAAUUGUUUGCUAAUGUGGACAACGUCCAAAUUGUCUGACUUCUUUUUUUAUGUCGCACGUACAACACCGUUGUAUUUAAAAUCAAUGAUGUCGGCGAGUUUAUCAAAUUCCUUAUUCUUUUACCUUGGCUCUUUAAUUUUUCAGGAACUAAUAAAAAGAAAGUUCGAAUAAAGUCUCUCUUCUUUACUCCCAAGGAAGGUUUUUAAUUAUUUGGAGUAGAAAAAUUGCUUAUUCAUGAUGUCAUCUAAAUCUUAUGACUUUGUUGGACUCAUGUACUCUGUGUCAUUGAUGGUUUUGUAUAGAUCACUGAAUAGAAAAAAACUAAAUCAAUAAAACGCCUGACAGAUUCCGCAGUGUGAA